GGAGGAGGAAAUCUGCCAAUCCCCGAUAAACAAACAGACAGAUGACUCAUUCUAUGCCCUUGCUCAAUGCAACAUCUGCAACUUAGAUUCUUUGCAGUCAUUAAGCCCCUCCAGCUGUAAGGAAGACGCGCUGAUGGAAGACAACCGCACGAAGCCAAACAUGCGAAUACAUCACCGGAAACACUAAGGAUUUCUUUGGGUCCGCAGCGCGUGAGGCGUCGUAUGCAGAAUAAGUUAAUGACCUCAGCUGGAAUCUAUGGGAGGGGCUCCGUGAUGCAGAGGCAGCUAGCGGAUUGCUGGGAAGUUUUUCACAUGCAGAACCGGGACGUCGGGAAUAUUUUGAUUUGAUGGCACCGGGUUUGUCAGAGCUGCAGCUUGAAGUUUCAAUUGCCACCUCUGAAUGAAAGUGUAGAGUUUGCUUUGCUAAAGAUCUCAUUGUCACUCAGGCAGAUGUGACCUUCAGAAUAAACAAUAGGUGGAACCUUUUUUUCUUUUCUUCUUCACAAUUCUGGAAAACCUGAUUUGAGAAGAGAUCUGGGGAAUUUCCACCUGGAGGCUCUCUCGCCAUGGAGCAUUCGCCCUCAAUGAACUUGACGGUGGUGGAUGGAGACGAUGUGGAGGACCAGCGGCCCCUCCUCCCGCCGAGGAUGGCUCUCCCGCCUCAGACCUGCCCUCCGCAGUGCGGGAUACACCGCAUGGGCCCGCCAGCGGCUGAUCACACCGUGUGGCUGGACAGAACGCAGGCCAUGGCCACCACGCCGUUAUACAACGGCCACCUUUAUGUCACACCUUCGCCCCGCUCCACCAGGAGGGGGGACAAGGAGAAGAAGUGUGAUCAAAGGCCGGGGGGCAGGGGACAAAAUCCGCCACACAAGGAGUGUAAUCACAGGUGCAAAGCCAAGAACGCAGCAGCUCUCAAACCCCAGGAGAAGGUCACCUCCUUCACUGACGUCCCCGCGCCCGCCCGCCGGGCACCCUGCAAGGGCCCCUUCAGGUCACACGCAAACGUCAAGGAUGGUGAGGUCAGAGGGCGCCGCAAGUCGGGCAGUGUUUCUUUGGAGAUGCACGACCGGCAGAGUCUACCGGAGAUCAUCAUCACCAGCAAAGAGGACGACUUCCAGCCGCAAAGCGAGACGUUCCAGCAUCGCCAGGACCCGACGGGGGCUCGGGGCCUUCUGCCAGGAGCGGAGGGCCCCGGGCCGAGCCCCGACAGCGACUCCCAGAACAGCCCGAAACACAGCGAGGACGGCAAAGCCGACUCGUACUGGAAGACCCACAGCAUUGGCUGGCGGCUGGUCCACAGGAGGGCUCUGUUUCUGAGGAGGCAGCGGCUGAAUGACUGCGCCUUGGCAGUGGGGAUAUUCGGGAUGUUGUUGAUGGUGAUGGAGACGGAGCUCUCCUGGAGCGUCUACAGCAAGAGCUCGGUCUACUCCCUCGCACUCAAGUCCAUCAUCAGCUUUUCCACCAUCAUCCUGCUGGGCCUCAUCAUCGCCUACCACUGCUGUGAGAUCCAGCUCUACGUUCACGACAUUGGUGCAGAGGAUUGGCGGAUUGCCAUGACAACUGAUCGUUUGGCCCUGGUGUGCCUGGAGCUGGCAACGGCCGCCAUUCAUCCAUACCCAGUGGGCCUGAUGGCGUACUUCCAGGAGACCUUCCAACACUCGGCGAAUCGCCUGAUGCUGUCGGAGACGGAGCUGGAGAUCGUCCUGGCCCUGCCCAUGUUCCUCAGGCUCUACCUGCUGGGCCGCGCCAUGAUCCUGCACAGCCGCCUCCUCACCGACACCGCGUCUCGCAGCAUCGGAGCGCUCAACAAGAUACGAUUCAACACCCGGUUUGUGGGGAAAACGCUAAUGACCACCUACCCCGGGACUGUGCUGAUGAUUUUCAGUGUGUCUCUGUGGAUUGUGGCAGCGUGGGGUUUGCAUGUUUGUGAGAGACACCACAACUACAGGGACCUGAGCAGCAACUACAUGGAGGCCUUGUGGAUGGUCUCUGUCACCUUCCUGUCCAUCGGCUACGGAGACGUGGUGCCUCACACCUACUGUGGUCGAAGCAUCUGUCUCCUCACCGGGAUAAUGGGAGCUGGCUGCACAGUCCUGGUGGUGGCCGUCGUUGCCAGAAAACUGGAGUUGUCCAGAGCUGAGAAACAUGUUCACAACUUUAUGAUGGACUCACACAUCUCCAAGAGGAUCAAAAUUGCUGCGGCAAAUGUGGUAAGAGAGACUUGGCUUAUCUACAAACACACUAAGCUGUCCAGAGAGAGAGACCACAGCAGAGUCCGCAUGCACCAACGGAAGCUGCUCCUGGCCAUCCACCAGCUGCGCCAGGUGAAGAUAGAGAAGAGAAUACUGGCAGACCAAGGCAACUCGCUUGUGGACUUAUGCAAGAUGCAAAACCAGAUGUCUGACGUGCUGUCGGAGGUGCAGGGCUGCAGGGGGGAGCUGGACUCACACAUCCACAGCCUGGAGAAGCACGUGGAGGAGUUGAGGGAGGGCUUCAGGAGCCUGAUGCCGCUGCUGUCCAACACCUUGUCCACGCAGAACUCCUCCAUCCGCCACCUGCUCAGGGAGAGGGAGUCGAAGACGGAGAGCGCUGGUGCAAGCGUAGACAGGUAGAAAUAAAGAAAUAAAGGAUUUUUCUGCCUUUAAUACAGCUAUAAUAACCAGGCCGGGAUGUUACUCUUACAAGAGGUAAGCAGACACAUGUUCGUAUCAAACUGCACAGAGGUGUGUCCGUUGUCAUUUCUGUAGCAGAAAUACCAUGAAACCAAACUGUAGAAAUCAGUCACGAUUACCUUCUUAUGGAGGCCUUUUACGUAUUCGCUGGAAUGACAGAAAAAAUGUAAACACUGAUAGUAAAAUAACAACUUGCCACGAAAUGUGAACAAUUAAUUUUAUACGGACAAAUUGGAUUUGCUGUUUUUCUUGGUCAUAUAUGUUAGCAAAUGGGUUAUGGACUGUUAAAAUAACUUUUUUCUACUGUUUUGUGAUGUUUUAUUGACAAACCGUCACAGCCCUGAUCAAUACACGAACCAUCACUUCAAUGUUAGUGAGUACCGUAACCUGUAAAGUCUGCACUUUCCUUUUAUCAUGUAGAGAAAAUAAUAUACAUUGAAGUGUGGUUUGAUGUUGAAAUAUUCAAAUGUAAACUGACAGAACUAGUACCACUUUCUAAUAAAUAUUGUAAAAUGAC
Gasterosteus aculeatus aculeatus (three-spined stickleback) is the source of this 3192-nucleotide messenger RNA. RefSeq names its product small conductance calcium-activated potassium channel protein 2. The record is from RefSeq and is a predicted model, not a curated record. Gene Ontology annotation, cellular component: membrane. Gene Ontology annotation, molecular function: small conductance calcium-activated potassium channel activity; calmodulin binding. NCBI's taxonomy places the organism in Eukaryota, Metazoa, Chordata, Actinopteri, Perciformes, Gasterosteidae. Gene Ontology annotation, biological process: potassium ion transport.